AUGGCCUCAACCGCAAAGUACACCCAGGCCCCGACCCAAGACCCGGACGAGGCCAGCAGGAGCUACACCCAGCCGCCCCCGGCCUACCAGGCCGACACCUCCUCGGCCCAGGACACCGAUCGCCUCUUCGGCGGCGGCGCCCCCCGCGGCAGCCAGGACGACGACAUCCCCGAUGACUUCAAGUUCGGCGGCUCCGUGGCCGAGGCGACGACCGACAUCCGCAACCAGUUCAUCCGAAAGGUCUACGCCAUCCUGACCGUCCAGCUCAUCGCGACCGGCGCCGUCUCCGCCCUCAGCUUCUGGAGCGAGGGCUACAAGACAUGGAUCCAAUCCCACCCAGGUCUCGUCUGGGCUUCGCUCCUCGGCUCCAUCGUCUUCAUGCUCCUGACCUACUGGAAGCGCAAGUCCUACCCGACGAACCUGCUCUUCCUCGGCCUCUUCACCCUGACCGAAGCCUACACCAUCUCCGUCAUCGUCUCCUUCUACAAGACCGAGAUCGUCCUGAACGCCGUCGUCCUGACCGCCGGCAUCUUCGUCUUCCUCACCCUCUUCGCCUGCCAGACCAAAUAUGACUUCACCUCCUGGAUGCCCUACCUCUUCGGCGCCCUCUGGGGUCUUGUCCUGUUCGGCUUCAUGGCCGCCUUCUUCCCCUACAGCUCCACCGGCGAGCUCGUCUACGGCGGUCUCGCUGCCUUGAUCUUCAGCGCCUACAUCCUCGUCGACACCCAGCUUGUCAUGCGCAAGCACCAUGUCGAGGAGGAGAUCGCCGCCGCCAUCAGCUUGUACCUCGACAUUAUCAACCUGUUCCUUGCCAUUUUGCGCAUCCUGAACAGUCAGCAGAACAACUAA
Molecule: messenger RNA, 849 nt
Organism: Colletotrichum karsti
Lineage: Eukaryota; Fungi; Ascomycota; Sordariomycetes; Glomerellales; Glomerellaceae
Exons: 3
Coding region: 1-849 (282 amino acids)
Cellular component (GO): membrane
Source: RefSeq, a predicted model, not a curated record